AUGAAGCCACUGCGCGAUAGACACUUCUUCACAGCUUUGCUCAUCGCACUACAGCCCGCGCUGCACUCGAGUAUUAUCGAGCCACUUGACAACCUCGAAAUGUCCGUGCUCCGCUGCCAGAUCCAACGCCUCACCCGUGCAAUGACCACUCUUCUCGGUGUAACCAGCCCAAAGGGGGCCAGUCUUCCUAAGAACGUACUCCAAGGUGUGUUGCGACGCGCCCGCCCCGCAAGCAGCGGUGAAAGUUUCAUGACUCAAACCCCCCAGUCCCAUGCAACGCAGUACAUGCGGAAGCCACACUUGAAGGUGGUGAAAUGGCUACAUCAAGUUCAUGUUGUUUCUACACAAGUUUUGCGGAAAGUGGUCAACAGUGGAGGUCUCGAGCUUGUCGAGUGGGUUUAA
This is a messenger RNA of Phytophthora sojae, 402 nucleotides long. RefSeq lists its product as hypothetical. The record is from RefSeq and is a predicted model, not a curated record. The transcript has a single exon. The coding region runs from base 1 to 402 and encodes 133 amino acids. Lineage: Eukaryota; Oomycota; Peronosporomycetes; Peronosporales; Peronosporaceae.